AUGACUGACGAAUCUCCAUUGCUUGAUUUUGUUCCAGAUCUAGUUGAAUCGCGAUCUCACAGCUAUGAUUCUGAGCUCUACUCACUGAAAUUGUACACUUCAGUUUUGGCACUCAUGCCUAUGUUAAAUGUGUUUUGGUACCUUUCCAAGGUUUUAUUUGCUGAAAAAGGACUUGUUCAAGCAGUGGAGGGAAGGUACACCGUUCUUGCUGGUAUAACUUUGACUUGUUCAACAAUACUGGCAUUACCUAAUUGGGCAGUGAGUUUGAUGGCAAUGGAAAUGAUUCUCAAAGAGGGAAAUGAUGUCAUGGAGCUGACUAUGGUUGCAUUUAAUGAAUUGAAUCAGCUUAAUGCUACAACGGAAGCAGAGGAUGAAUUUAAAAUUUUUUCUUGGAAUAUUAGAGGUGCAAUGCAUGAUCAUGGGAAGCUUGCUAUGAAGGAUUUUAUCCACAGCAAGAAGCCUGAUGUGGUGAUCCUACUAGAGACCAAGUGCCAGUUCAAAAGAUUGAAGAGAUUUUGGGACUCCUUGGACUUUUUGCCCAUCUUCAUAGAGGAAGCAAGAGUGCUGGAAAGAUGCAACCUCAUUGACCUGGGAGCUGUGGGGAGACAGUUUACUUGGUCCCGGAGAGUGAACAACAGAAUCAUACUAUCCAAGCGUUUGGAUAGAGCAGUGGGAGAUGCAGAUUGGAGAGUGGAGUUUCAGGAUGCGUUUGUGGAGGUGUUGAAUAGAGUUCAUUCAGAUCACAAUCCUUUGCUCCUUCAUUGUGGCCCUAUUAGGAGUCAGAUGCUGGACCGUCCCUUCCGCUUCAAUGCAGCUUGGUCCGACCACUCUCAGUUUGAAGUGGUGGUGGAGAAUGCUUGGAGAUCUGGAGAUGAGGACAUUAUCAUUAAACUCGAUAGAGUAAGGGAGGCAUCCCAAGAUUUCAACAAGGAGGUCUUUGGAAACAUCUUUAGAAGGAAGAGACACGUGGAGGCGCGGCUUAGGGGAGUCCAAAGGGAGCUGGAUUCUCUAGUAACCUCAGACCUUGUCCUAUUUGAAGCUGAUCUCCAGAGGGAGUACAAAAGUAUUCUGAAGCAGGAGGAGCUUUUGUGGUUCCAGAAGUCUAGGGAAAACAGGGUUCAAUAUGGAGAUCGUAACACAGCAUAUUUUCAUACUCAAACCGUCAUUAGAAGAAAGCGGAACCACAUUCACCGGCUUAAAAUUGGGGAUGGUAGCUGGUGCUCAGAUGCGGAGAUUCUCAAGCAUGAGGUACAAAGCUUCUUUGUUAACCUUUUUGCAGCGCCUUUGCACACCCAGGGUGCUGUUCUUAGCCACGACCGUUUCCCUAGCCUACAAGCGGAGGCGAAAUUUGAGUUGAUUCAACCAGUGACCAAGGCGGAAGUCAAGGAGGCGUUGAUGGGGAUAAAGUCAUUCUCAGCUCCGGGGCCAAAUGGCUUCCAACCCUUCUUCUAUAAGAAGUAUUGGAAUCAUGUGGGAGAUAACCUAUGGAGCUUUGUUCGCGAAGCUUUUGAGGGGAAGGUGGUGAGGGAAGAGGUGAUGGAGAUCCUCUUGGUGCUCAUCCCAAAAGUAGAUCACCCGACGGGAGUCAAGGAGUUUCGCCCCAUAAGCUUGUGUAACGUCACCUAUAAGCUCAUCACUAAGGUGUUACUUAACAGGCUCAGACCCUUCCUCAAUACCCUGGUUGGGCCAAUGCAAAAUAGCUUCAUUCCGGGGCGAGGGACGACUGACAAUGCUUUCUUGGCUCAAGAGAUUAUACACCACAUGCACAAGUCUAAAGCUAAGAAAGGUACCCUUGCUUUUAAAAUUGAUUUGGAGAAGGCGUAUGACAGUGUCUCGUGGGCUUUUCUGGAGGAAACUUUGGUGCUCUAUGGCUUCCCUAGUAUGAUUGUUCGCCUCAUUAUGAGUUGUGUGUCAUCUUCUCACAUCUCAAUUAUGUGGAAUGGGUCUAGGCUUCCGAAAUUCAAGCCCGACAGGGGGCUCAGACAAGGGGACCCUUUAUCGCCAUACUUGUUUGUGCUUUGUAUGGAGCGUUUAUCCGUUUUGAUUCAUAACCUGGUUGAUAAUGGGGAGUGGAAGCCGGUGAGAAUUUCCCAAGGAGGUCCCCCAAUCUCUCAUCUUUUCUUUGCUGAUGAUGUGCUGUUGUUUUGCCAGGCGACAUCAGAUCAGGUGAAUCUUCUGGCGGCCACCAUGAAAUCCUUUUGUGACAGCUCAGGACUUAAGAUUAACCUCCAGAAAUCUAAAGCCAUCACAUCUAAGGGGGUUAGUGCAGAGGUCAAGGCGGAGAUCUCAAGUAUUGCUCCCAUCCCGUUUGUGAAGGAUUUGGGAAAAUAUUUGGGCUUUCCACUGAGAGGGGGGCGCAGUCAGAGGAGGAGCUUUGAUUUCUUGAUUGAGAAUAUCCAGAGAAAGCUUGGCACUUGGAGAUCAAGUAUGCUGAACUUGGCAGGAAGAGUUUGUUUGGCGAAAUCUGUUAUUGCCUCCAUCCCAACCUACACUAUGCAGGUCUUUUAUCUUCCUCGCUGUGUAACCAACCGCAUAAAUAAAAUCAUGCGAUCUUUCAUUUGGGCUAGCAGGGCGGGCUCACGGGGUUGGAACCUUGUUGGUUGGAAUAAAGUAAUAGAGACUAAGGAGCAAGGUGGCAUCGCCAUCAGAGACACUAAUCUGGCGAAUACAGCUCUAUUAGGCAAAGCAAUUUGGAGUAUUUUACACAAGCCCCGUAAGCUAUGGGUGGAGGCCAUGAAGCAUAAGUAUUUGCGUAACUCUUCUGUUUUGCAGGUUGAACCAAAAGCAACGGACUCCCCAAUUUGGAAGGGGAUUCUCAAGGCGCGUGACCAAUUAAAGGAGGGAUUCAAGUUUCGACUCGGAAACGGCGAAACAUCUCUCUGGUAUGGCGAUUGGAGCGGAGAUGGAGCGCUGGCGAGGAAGGUUCUGUAUGUGGAUAUGCAUGACGUUCAGUUAUCCUUGCGUGAUGUAAUUUCGAAUGGAAAUUGGAACCUUGGCAAUGUUUAUACUUUAAUUCCGCCAGAGUUUGUUCAGCAGUUGCAUAACAUAGAGCCACGGAUCAGCCACAGUAGGCGUGAUGUGUGGAUUUGGGACAAAGGCGAGACAGGUUGUUACUCUGUGAAGGAAGCUUACCAAUGGUUACAUAGGUUGAAGUAUCCUUUGGCGGUCGCUGGAGACUGGAGGUGGGUGUGGAGCUUGAAGGUUCCGGAACGUGUUCGCUUUUUUGUCUGGUUGGUUCUGCAUCAAUCAAUCCAAACGAACGCGUACAGAUAUCGCUGCAACAUGACAGCGACACCAAAUUGCUCUCGAUGUUCGGCGACAGAGGAGGACGCCCUUCAUUGCCUGAGGGAUUGCCCCCAUUCUCGGGAAAUCUGGAUGAGAGUGGGGGUGAUGGCUUGGCCGGGUUUUAUGAUAUAUGAUUGUGGAGAUUGGGUUCGUCGCCACGCUCAAGGGAGGAACGGUUUGCAGUUUUUGGCUGGUGUUUGGGGAAUUUGGAAGUUGAGGUGCAACAUGGUGUUUGAGGAGAAUCCAUUGCCAGUAAAUGAAGCGUGGAGACGCAUCUGUCACGAGCAUGACGAGAUGGCGAGGUUCUUGGACGGCAGCGACGAGAUUGCAGAUGAGGUGCGGAUGGCGGCAAGGUGGGGACGGCCGUCAGAGGGCAGUGUGUCUUUGUGCGUUGAUGGUGCGUUGAUGGUAGCUUCCGAUUGGACCCCAGGUGCAUGGGUUGGGGAGGAAUCGUGCGUGAUUCUCAGGGGUUGUGGCAAGGUGGCUUUCACGGGUACAAGAUUGGAGGAAGUGCUUUCAUGGCUGAAGCAAUUGCUCUUGAAAGAGGUCUGCACUUUGUGUGGGACAGGGGCUAUAGACAGGUCGUUUGCAAUGUUGAUUGCAGAAAUUUGCUGCAAGCACUAG
Lotus japonicus is the source of this 3909-nucleotide messenger RNA. RefSeq lists its product as uncharacterized. The transcript has 5 exons. The coding region runs from base 1 to 3909 and encodes 1302 amino acids. NCBI's taxonomy places the organism in Eukaryota, Viridiplantae, Streptophyta, Magnoliopsida, Fabales, Fabaceae. The record is from RefSeq and is a predicted model, not a curated record.